Messenger RNA from Blastocystis hominis, 604 nucleotides. RefSeq lists its product as hypothetical. The transcript is spliced from 2 exons. Gene Ontology annotation, cellular component: mitochondrial intermembrane space. The record is from RefSeq and is a predicted model, not a curated record. Lineage: Eukaryota; Bigyra; Opalinata; Blastocystidae. Gene Ontology annotation, biological process: phospholipid transport. Bases 23 to 568 code for a protein of 181 amino acids. Gene Ontology annotation, molecular function: phosphatidic acid transfer activity.
GUGUUUUUUGCCAUAUUCCAUCAUGAGAGUGAACUCUUACUCUUAUACGUACGACUCUGAUUGGGAGUCGGUGACAUCUGCGUUUUGGCGCAAAUAUUGGCAUCCGGGCCAGAAACAUUCGUGUACCUAUGUCCUGAACAGGUAUAUCGACAAGGAUGGAAGACUGGUGACUAAGCGCUUGCAUGUAAUCUACCAGAACCUGCCGUAUUUCAUGCAGAAGAUUUGCGGCAAUAUUGUAACCUAUGGCGGCGAAGAGAGUAUUAUCGAUCCCAAGAAGAAGCAGCUGACGAUCCAUUCGAAGAAUUUGUCUUUUACUCGUCAAGCUGCUGCCUUGGAUGUAAGUAGCUAUACUGUUUGCGAAAAUGACCCUAAAAAGACGGACUACAAGAAAUCAACGAAAACGUUUGCAAAGAUUGCGAUGUUGAUGUCUGGUCAAAUUGAGAGAUGGUAUGCCUAUAAUGAAGGCCAUCAUUUUAAAAAGAGUGUCGAAGUGAUGAACGAUAUUUUGUUUGGAAAAGUGAAGAUCAACUUUGGUUUGGAUGCUAGAACCCCUAAUAGUUCUACGUAAGAUGCAUAUUCUUUUUAGUGGCCAUAUUGAUUAAAU